Molecule: messenger RNA, 1209 nt
Organism: Gopherus flavomarginatus (Mexican gopher tortoise)
Lineage: Eukaryota; Metazoa; Chordata; Testudines; Testudinidae
Product: zinc finger protein 420-like
Exons: 2
Coding region: 1-1209 (402 amino acids)
Biological process (GO): regulation of transcription by RNA polymerase II
Molecular function (GO): RNA polymerase II cis-regulatory region sequence-specific DNA binding; DNA-binding transcription factor activity
Source: RefSeq, a predicted model, not a curated record
AUGGAGAGUGAGGACGAGGAGGAGGAACCCCAGCAGGAAGACGCUGUGCAAAGAAUCCACACAUGGGAGAGGCGCUAUGAAUGCUGUGAGUAUGGGAAAAUCUUCGCUUAUAAAUCAAGUCUUGUUGAUCAUAAGAGAAUCCACACAGGCGAGAGGCCCUGUGAAUGCUGUGAGUGUGGGGAAAACUUCAUUCGCAGAUCAGGCCUUUUUCUCCAUCAGAGAAUCCACACAAGGAAGAGGCCCUAUGAAUGCCGUGAGUGUGGGGAAAGCUUCACUGAAAGAUCAGCUUUUUAUCAACAUCAGAGAAUCCACACAGGGAAGAGGCCCUAUGAAUGCCGUGAGUGUGGGAAGACCUUCACUUACAAAUCAAACCUUUUUCAUCAUGAGAGUAUCCACACAGGGGAGAGGCCCUAUGAAUGCCGUGAGUGUGGGAAGACCUUCACUUACAAAUCAAACCUUUUUCAUCAUGAGAGAAUCCACACAGGGGAGAGGCCCUAUGAAGGCAAUGAGUGUGGGGAAAGCUUCACUAGCAGCUUAGUCCUUUCUAAAAAUCAGAGAAUCCACACAGGGAAGAGGCCUUAUGAAUGCCGUGAAUGUGGCAAAAGCUUUAUUACCAGCUCAGCCCUUUCUCAACAUCAGAGAAUCCACACAGGGGAGAGGCCCUAUGAAUGCCGUGAGGGUGGAAAAAGCUUUAUUACCAGCACAGCCCUUUCUGAACAUCAGAGAAUCCACACAGGGGAGAGGCCCUUUGAAUGCAGUGAGAGUGGGAAAACCUUCACUUACAAAUCAAAUCUUCUUGUUCAUAAGAGAAUCCACACAGGGGAGAGGCCCUAUGAAUGCCGUGAGUGUGGGAAAAGCUUCACUCACAGCUCAGCCCUUUCUAAACAUCAGAGAAUCCACACAGGGGAGAGGCCCUAUGGAUGCCAUGAGUGUAGGAAAAGCUUCACUCACAGCUCUCACCUUACUGGGCAUCAGAGAAUCCACACAGGAGAGAGGCCCUAUGUAUGCAGUGAGUGUGGGAAAACCUUCAAUCACAGCUCGCACCUUCUUACCCAUCUCAGAAUACACACAGGGGAGAGGCCCUAUAAAUGCAGUCAUUGUGGGAAAAACUUCAUUCACCGCCAGCAGCUUAUUAGCCAUCAGAGAAUGCACACAGGUAUGAGACCCAAUGGAAGCAGUAAGUGUGGGAAAAUCUUGUCUUGCCACUGA